Messenger RNA from Brachypodium distachyon (stiff brome), 2199 nucleotides. Its product is annotated as rhodanese-like domain-containing protein 6. The record is from RefSeq and is a predicted model, not a curated record. The coding region runs from base 63 to 1967 and encodes 634 amino acids. The transcript has 10 exons. Lineage: Eukaryota; Viridiplantae; Streptophyta; Magnoliopsida; Poales; Poaceae.
CUUCUUCCUCCUCGAGACGCAGCGGGCCAGCGGCCUAGGGUUUUGCUGUAGUCGUCGUAGCCAUGGACGGGACGGCGGCGCCGCCGACGUCGACUCAGGAGCAGCAGAAGGAAGGAGGCGCCACAGACGGCCGCUAUGGCGUGCUCCUGUACUACAAGUACGCCGAGGUCCCCGACGCCCCCGCGCUCGCGGCCUUCUACGAGGCCCGCUGCCGCGCUCUUGCCCUCGUAGGUCGCGUCCGCGUCGGACCCGACGGCGUCAACGCCACGCUCGGUGGGAGAAUGGCGGCGCUGGAGAAGCACAUCGAGGAGAUGAGCUCCAACAGCCUUUUCGACGGCACCGACUUCAAGCUCGCCUCCUGCGAGGAGCCCGUCGACGAGAGGGUCGCCAGGGAGUGCGGCUUCACCUCGCUGUCCGUUCGGCUCGUCAAGGAGCUGGUUACCCUUUGUUCCAACCCGUCGUUGACAACCCCCGAGAUUUCAUUGGCCGGGAGACAUUUGUCAGCAGCUGAUUUCCACUCGGUGCUUCAAAGUGUUGCAGGAACUGGUUCUUAUUCUGAGGCAUCUGCAGAGAAGAAUGAAGUGGUUGUCUUGGAUGCUAGGAAUCUGUAUGAGACGCGUAUUGGCAAGUUCCAUGUACCAAAUGUGGAGACGCUGCAUCCUGAAAUCAGGCAAUACAGUGACUUACCAUUGUGGAUAGAUGAGCAUAGCGAGAAGCUACGUGGUAAAUCAAUUAUGAUGUAUUGCACGGGAGGUAUACGCUGUGAGAUGGCAUCAGCUUAUAUCCGCUCCAAAGGUGAAGGCUUUGAGAAUGUUUUUCAGUUAUACGGUGGCAUUCAGAGAUAUUUGGAACAAUUUCCGGAUGGUGGCUAUUUUGAUGGAAAGAAUUUUGUAUUUGACCAUAGAAUCUCUGUGGGAAGCCUUAAAGAUAACAUACUUGGAACUUGCUUGAUAUGUGGUUCGACCUAUGAUGACUAUUCAUCCCGUUGCCGCUGCACCCAUUGCAGAAUAUUGGUCUUAGUGUGCUCCACAUGUCAGGAUUCUACUAAGGAGUAUGUGUGUGAGCUAUGUCUAAGAAAUGGUAAACCAUGCUGCCAAAUAUCAGUAAGGCAAGAUGGCCAAACAGAAACAGAGUUAUCUGAAUCUUCUGCCUUUGGAAAGCCAUCCAUUACCAACAAAGUUUUAACCUCCAGCGCUCCCAUGAGUAAUGUUUGUGGAGCCUACUCCUUUUCCCAACCAACUCGUGGUGAGCAGCUGAAGAAGUUGAGGAUCCUCUGCUUGCAUGGUUUCCGUCAGAAUGCAUCAAGUUUUAAGGGAAGAACAUCGGCCCUUGCCAAGAAGCUCAAGCACAUUGCUGAGCUCGUCUUCAUAGAUGCUCCUCACAAGCUUUCAUUUGUGUACCAGCCAAAUUCAGAUCCCUGCUCCGACAAACCGUCACCUCUGUCUUUCACAACGAAACCAAAAUUUGCUUGGCUGGUUUCUCCCAACACGAGUUGCCACACUGAGCAAGAUUGGAAGAUUGCAGAUGCAACUUUCGACCCUCUUCAGUAUCAGCAACAAACAGACGGCUUUGAGGAAUCAUAUGCAUACCUUGAAAACGCAAUAGCUCAGGACGGCAACUUUGACGGCAUUCUUGGUUUCUCCCAGGGCGCAUCAAUGGCUGCCUUACUGUGCAGACAGCAGCAGAAGACUUGUGGAUCUCCGAAGUUCAGGUUCGGGAUAUUCUGCUCCGGGUAUCCAGCACCUGUGGGUGAUUUUGACAGCGAACCGAUCAGGCUCCCCUCACUCCAUUGCUUUGGCAGCACCGUAGGCCAUGACAGGCAAAUUGCAAAAAGGACCAGUGCUGAUCUGGCUGGCCUGUUUGAGGAGGACCGGCGCAGUAUCAUGGAGCAUGACAUGGGGCAUAUCAUUCCUACCCGGCCUCCCUACAUCGAUCAAGUGAAGGAAUUUUUGCGCAAUUUCAUGUGAAAUGCUUGGAAUUAAUCGAGCUACUUUGAUGCAUGCCAUCUCUUUUGUAUACUAGAUGCGUUGUGUGUGCAAGCUACAGCAGGAGUUCUUUGAUACUUUAUCAAAAUAUCACUCAUACUCUAUGAUGAUUCUUCUACCGUGAUGACAUAACUGUGUGCACGCACCUGAUAUUAUUCGUCCUUUUCGUGGAAGAUGUAACGACUAUUUGAGCAAAGAAAGUUUGCUUGACGAA